This is a messenger RNA of Vigna angularis (adzuki bean), 1341 nucleotides long. RefSeq names its product codeine O-demethylase. NCBI's taxonomy places the organism in Eukaryota, Viridiplantae, Streptophyta, Magnoliopsida, Fabales, Fabaceae. The transcript has 4 exons. The record is from RefSeq and is a predicted model, not a curated record. The coding region runs from base 114 to 1190 and encodes 358 amino acids.
UCAACAAAAGACGAAAAGCCUCAACUAUCGGACUCAUGUCUUUGAAAAAUCUCUCCCAUUAAAGUCUUAAACAUUGAGAUCAGAGAGAAGCCAUCUGAAUCUAGGGAUCUGUGAUGAUGGAACCAGAAGAACCAAAGCUGGGAUCUUCUCUUCUCACUGAAUCUGUGAAAGAAAUAGCAACCACAGAGAGAUACUUUCAACCAGAAAUUCACCCUUCAAUCUCAUUUAACACAGACUCUCUGCCGCAGCUUCCUGUCAUUGACCUAAACAAGUUGCUGUCUGAAGAAGUGAAGGGUUCUGAACUUCAAAAGCUUCACCUUGCAUGCAAACAAUGGGGUUUUUUUCAGCUGGUUAAUCAUGGAGUUGGCAUGAAAUUGGUGGAAGAUGUGAAGCGAGGUGCUGAAGAACUGUUCAAGCUUUCAAUGGAAGAGAAAAAAAAGCUUUGGCAAAAACCAGGAGAUAUGGAAGGGUUUGGUGGAACGCUGGGUUCAAAAGAAGGUUCAUCAGACUGGGUAGAUUUGUUUUACAUUCUUACACUUCCAACUCAUUUAAGGAAGCAACACCUUUUCCCUAACAUACCACUGCCAUUCAGGGAAAAUUUAGAGGAUUAUUGUAUAAAGAUGAGAGAGCUUGGCAUCAAGAUCUUUGUCCUUAUAGGAAAAGCACUAGGUAUUGAAGUAAGGGAUAUUAAGGAGUCAUUAGGUGAAGGAGGGCAAUCAAUAAGGAUAAAUUAUUAUCCUCCUUGUCCCCAACCAGAAACUGUCCUUGGCCUAAAACCUCACACUGAUGGAUCUGCCCUCACCAUUCUUCUCCAAGCCAAUGAAGUUCAAGGCCUUCAAAUAAACAAAGAUGGAACAUGGCUUCCUAUUCAACCCCUUCCAAAUGCUUUCAUCAUUAGUCUUGGAGAUGUUAUGGAGGUAAUGACAAAUGGAAUAUAUAGGAGCAGGAUGCAUCGAGCAGUGGUUAACUCUGAGAAAGAGAGAGUCUCCAUAGCUACAUUCUAUGGUCCAGGGUGGAGUGAUAGCAUAGGUCCAGCACCAACUCUUGUCACUCCUCAAACACCACCUUUGUUCAAAACAAUUGGGGUUGCAGAUUUCUACAAGGGAUACCUUUCACCCCAGCAUUUUGGCAAACCUAAGUCAUAUAUAAAUAAUGUUCUCAAGAUCCAAAAUCACCUAACUCCUACUUAGAUUCAAUUUCCUUCUUUCAUUCAGGGAAACAUACUUAAAUACAAGAUAUGGAUUGAAGUAGAUACAAGUAGUUGUUAUGUGAUAGGAAGUUAGAAUCUUAUAUGCCAAGAAUAUUGGAACUAAGAAGAGUUAUUAAAUGUUUCUUGUGAGA